AACUCUCCGCAUUGCCGUCUCUCUCCCCCUCCCUCUGGUUUGACGCUCAACGGUAGCCGGAAAAUCGCAUCUCACGCCCGAGCGCCGUCAUUCCUAAUGGUCUAGCGCCUCCCCUAGAGUGAACGGAGUGGGGAUGGGGAAUGCGAACGUCGUCGAGGCCGGUGGCGAAAAUGCCGCUCAGGAUCGCGGAGCCAGGUUGGGUGGCCCCGGAGGGAACGUCCCGGGCGGUUUUAAUUCCGAGAUGUCGUCGGAUUCUCGCCGUAUUGCUCGACCGGCGUCCCUCGACUCGAUCGGCAGUUCUGCUUUGCGGAACCCCAGGAGGUCGCGCCCUCCGAUCCUCUCCAUGCCUCCGGAGCCUGUGCCUCCACUAAACAGCUCUUCAGAACAUCAAUGUCCCAAUCAUCCAUGGACGGACGACCCUUAUGAAUCUAUGGAUCUAAUUCAAGAUCAAGGAAUCCCAGUUUUGAUCACUUGGAGCUUUGGUGGCAAUGAAGUCGUUGUACAAGGUUCAUGGGACAACUGGACAUCAAGGAAGCCACUGAUAAGUACAGGCAAGGAUCAUGUGAUUCUGUUGGUUCUUCCUUCUGGGCUUUACCAGUACAAAUUUAUUGUCGAUGGUGAAUGGAGAUACAUACCUGAUCUCCCUUGUGUACCAGAUGACAUGGGUUGUGUCAAUAAUCUUCUUGAGGUGCAGGUAUAUGAAUAUGUUCCAGAGAGUAUUGGGAAUGUGAAAGAGUUUGAAGCUCCUCCUUCGCCAGAUUCUAGCUACAACAGGCCUUUCCAGGUUGUGGAGGAUUACACAAAGGAACCCCCACUGGAACCACCUCAUAUUGAGGUUACGGUGCUGGGAAUGCAAGAAGCUCCAGGGGUACCUCUGAGACCUCAUCAUGUGAUCCUGAACCAUCUGUUCAUUGAGAAGGACGUGGACACUCAGUCACUUGUAGCAUUUGGCCUGACCCACAGGUUCCGGGAAAAAUAUGUCAACGUGGUUCUCUAUAAGCCUGCAAGAAGGAUCUGCUACAAUUUAUCGUUUUGGAGGCAGAUAGGGCAGAGCGAAGUAGUCUAUUGUGAGCAUCUUGAUAAGGUGAAAAGUGUGAAAGCGAACUCUUGAUCAGGUUGUAGAGCAAUCACGGACCCUGGAAGCAGAGGAAGGAAACCGGCUUUCAUCCACCACCACCUAAGCUGGGCAUCGGCUGGAGAAGGAUUUGUGGUGUAACCAAACCA
Nymphaea colorata (pocket water lily) is the source of this 1224-nucleotide messenger RNA. Its product is annotated as SNF1-related protein kinase regulatory subunit beta-1-like. Gene Ontology annotation, molecular function: protein binding. The coding region runs from base 134 to 1111 and encodes 325 amino acids. The transcript has 6 exons. Lineage: Eukaryota; Viridiplantae; Streptophyta; Magnoliopsida; Nymphaeales; Nymphaeaceae. The record is from RefSeq and is a predicted model, not a curated record.